AUGCUUGACACAGAAGGCUCAGCACUGGAGCGUGGAGCUCAGUGGGUUAUGAUCGGUGAACCUGGAGCUAAGAGACACAUGUUCGCGGAAAGACUCUCGAAGCUUCUAGAAGUUCCGCACAUUUCCAUGGCAUCGCUUCUUCAUCAAGAAUUCAACCCUCGUUCUUCUCUCUAUCAGCAGAUUGCAAAUGCCUUGGAUCAUGGAAAACUUGUACCUGAGGAGAUCAUUUUUGCUCUGUUAUCAAAGAGAUUGGAAGAUGGAUAA
Molecule: messenger RNA, 264 nt
Organism: Lathyrus sativus (Indian pea)
Lineage: Eukaryota; Viridiplantae; Streptophyta; Magnoliopsida; Fabales; Fabaceae
Source: the annotation of a GenBank genome assembly